Molecule: messenger RNA, 1153 nt
Organism: Penicilliopsis zonata CBS 506.65
Lineage: Eukaryota; Fungi; Ascomycota; Eurotiomycetes; Eurotiales; Aspergillaceae
Exons: 2
Coding region: 202-762 (186 amino acids)
Biological process (GO): protein transport
Source: RefSeq, a predicted model, not a curated record
CUGCUGGAAAAAGAGAAUCACAGCUUCUUGUCGACUCUCGCCAUUCGCCCAGACAGCGGGACUGAUUCGAAAAAAGACCAUCUGUACUUGCUUGCAGUCUACUUCUUAUUCCUCUUCUGUAUCACUUCUCGUGAAUACCGAUAAUCCUACGCGAUCAAGACUGUUGAAUUUGAUUCCGCGGGGUUCCGCACGCUCUCAAAAAUGGAUAUGGAAAAGGUCACCGAGCUGCUGACCGACUUCGUCGGCCAGCUCCUCGCCGCCGCGGAAGCCACCCUGAAGCGGUUCGUCAACCGGUUCUCUGCCUCGUUCACGACGGGCGACGCCAAGCGCUGGGUGCGCGUGCUGCUGAUCGUCUUCGCCUACCUGCUCGUGCGGCCGUAUAUCGACCGGUUCUUCAAGUGGUCGUACGAGCGCGACCGGCUCAAGCGCGAAGAGAAGAAGAAAAAGGAGGAAGAGGCGUUCGGGGUGACGGAGGACUCGCAGGCGAAGGUCUCGGCCAACUCGCUGCGGGGCGGCGGUGCUGCCGCCGCUGCUGCUCCCAGGGAACCGGGGAAGGUGCUCGGUGAGGUGGAAAACUCGGACGACGAGAUCAACGAGGCGGAGGAAUUUGCAACGGCGAGUGGCGUGCCGGAGUGGGGGAAGAACGCUCGCAAGAGGCAGAAGAAGUACCAGAAGAAUCUGGAGAAGGGGGGCAACACUCGUGCGAAGAACCUGUCGGAGGACCAGAUCAAGGAGUUGCUCGAGUGGAGUGAUUCGGAGUGAUCAUUUCUUCAAAAUUUGCUCAAUCAUUAAAUACAGUCGAUUAAUAAAAGAAUCAUCAGAUUUCGUUCAUUGUAUACAAUAUCUAGUGCAGCCGUCUCAAUGCCUCAACCAUCCCACGGACAGAAUCAACGUCGAGUUCCUCGCCCACCAAGCCUACAAUCUCCUCCUGCACAGGCGGCUCGAGCUGGAGGAACCGCUCGAUCAGAUCGCCGUCGACGAAACGGAAGGGCUCCUCGGACGCGCGCACCAGACUGCGGAACGCACGGAACUUGGUGAAGGGCAGCCCGCCCAGGGAGUCGAUAUACGCGGCCAUAGUUGACUGGAGACGCAUGAGGAAGUCCUGGUGCGCUGCAUUGAUCAGAGCGAACAGAUAGAUGGAUCCUUCGACCUG